GUUUGCCCUUCCAUCUCAGACUUUUACAAGGUAUGGAAUUCCAUCUUCUCAACUUUGCAUCGUCUAGCAUGCCGCACCACAGGAUCUCAAAAUUUCCAUGCGUAUGAAUCUAUAGAUCUUUACAGGCGCUGAUACGUGAUGGGUGCAGAACGACACCUGUGAAGGUUAUAUAAUAUAUCCCCAUCAUGGCUUUCCGAAUUUCUAGACAGCAAGUCGAAGAAACCACUUCAGCACAUGGUCAACUGUCAAGUCAUCAUUGCACCAAACUUCCGACUAGCCCUAAUAACGCCACACUUUCGACGACCCCCCGGACUAUCAAACAAGAGACCUCCCAUAGAUCAGCACCUCGGACGUCUAAAGGCGCCAAGGAAUAUCGUCUUUCUUCAAAUCCGCAAUACCAGAUCGACACUAACCAGGACCUUCGAGCUCCCUAUCACAACAGUAAGAUAGUGCAAUCAAUCCUGACUUUGAGUCUGUACUAAUAAUGUGUUCGUUCCCAGAUACGCACCAUCCAUCCGAUUACGCCUAUCAAGGACCCGAUACCCGUGACACAACUCCAAGUAUUGACGGUAUGUCUGGUCUUCUUCGAAUUGGUCUGGACUCAAAAGUCCUGAUUGAUGCUCUCAGUCAAUUGGGAAAUUAUGAUGUUGCACAUAUCGUCGAUCUCCCAAUGAUUGCUUUAAUUGGAGAUCAAAGUGCUGGUAAAUCAUCACUUAUCAGCCUAUUAUCUGGGAUGUCACUACCGAGGGAUAGUGGCUGCUGCACAAGAUGCCCUGCCAAUAUUAUAACCAAAGCAGCUGAGACUUGGUCUUGCACCAUCUCACUUCGUCAAAAGUAUGGAUACCGCACAUCAAAGACUAAACCCAAGGAUCGGGAUGUUACCAAGAAUAAUCCUUUCCCACCCUGGUUUGAGCAGGAACUCGUGAUGAAGGAAUUCAUCAAAAUCACAGACAAGGGAAAGCUAGAAGAAGCGAUGAAAUGGGCACAGAUUGCUCUGCUCAACCAUAACCAGGACUAUGAACAGUUCAUCCCAGAAAUUGGCGCCCGUUUUGUGAGCAACAACACUGACACUGAAGCUGACGCCACACCGAAUGUUGUGAAAGUCGAGAUAUCCGGUCCAGGACUACCCACCUUAUCGUUCUUUGACCUUCCUGGUAUUGUUGCUAAUACUCCCACGAUUGAUCAGAGAUAUCUCAUCAAGUUUUUUGAAAACAUCGCCAAAAAGUGAGUAUUGCUCUUUCUUUAGCCAAGCCUUAUGUCUCCACCUUUAACUAGCUCAAUUACAUCUAACGUCUUGUAGAUACAUCCAAGCUCCCAAUACUUUGAUCAUCUUCGUCAUGACCAUGUCUGUGGAAGCAGUUUUGUCGAAGGCAAAAGCCCUCAUUGAAGAAGAACGUGCUACUAAUCGUUGUAUGGGCGUCCUAACGAAGCCUGACACACUUGUGGAGAAGGACGGUACUAAAGAUUGGGAGAAGAUUUUGAAUGGGGAAGAGCAUCGUCUGGGCCAUGGAUGGCGUGUUACUAAACAGCCUGGACCGGAUUUUCAAGCGACUGGGAAGGAUUUCCAUCUCCAAGCCUGCGAGGAAGAGGAAGAGUUUUUUAGCACCAACGAGUUGUGGAAACACUCAUGGUCUAAGUACAAAGACAAAUGUGGAAUUCCCAAAAUUCAAAAAUCACUUUCUCGCCUUCUUGCCGAAUCAAUCCGAAAUAGGUUAGUGAUAAGCUUCAUUCUAACUGUUUAAGAUCGAGCUAAUGGUGUGCGUGUAGCCUGCCUGAUAUAAAGAUGAAGGUUCAUAAGCGUAAGGCUACCAUCACUCAAGAGCUCCAGGGCCUGCCCGAGGUACCCAAAGAAAAUGUGCAACUUCAUUUAACUCGUCUUCUACGUAAUUUCAGUCAGGAUGUGGAAAAUAUGAUGAAUAGCGAACAAAAUUUAUCAGAUACAACUUUCUACGGAUCUUGGACCAAACUUUCUCGCCAAUUUCACGAGUUGAUAUUACACAACAAGCCAAAGUUCAUUCUCGCGGAUAAAUCGGAUAGAUUGAUGGUUGAAGUUAUCGAUCUUGAUAACGACGAUGGUGAGACCAAGCAAGAGCCUGUACCUGAAAUUUGUAAAAAACGCGGACACAAUCAGAUGGUCAACGAAGAUAGAUCAAAUUCAGGCGACCAAACACCAAGUACUCCUUUGGGGGUCAAAUCGGAGACUCCGAUCCCUCAUACUCCACGACCUAUUGCCAAUUACCGUCAGAAUCCUUUCAGGAACACCAUCUUCGAAAGACAUGCAAAUUACGGCUCAGGUUUCGCCAGUAUUGCUGACAUACGCUCACAAAUAGAAAACCAUACUUACAUGGGUCUCCCUGACAUGGUCAACACACCAGUCUACAAACAUUUCUGUCAAAAGGCUGUUCGUGAUUGGAAGCCUCCCGUCCAACAACUGCUUCAUGGGGUUAUUGGUCUGUUACGAUCUAAGAUUGAAAAGAGUGCGGAUAGAAUCUUGGGUCCAUUUAGACAAACGGAUCUAUACAAGCAAUCCAUGGCUAUCCUUCGAGAAUGGAUUGAAGAGAUUUCUAAGGCACAGCGAGAUGCACUCGAUGAACUGUACGAGCUCGAAAUAUACAGUCCUUUCACUACGAACCAGGAAGAGAUCCAGAAGACAAAACAAAGCCAGAAGUUGGAUCUUCAAAAAGCUCGUCACAAAGUCCGUGCUGCUCGCUUUAUCGAUAAAGAGAUAUAUAUCAAAUCCAUAAAAUUAAAGACGAAGGAAACCGACGGAGAAAAGGCCUGUCUCGCGGAGAAGAGGAAGCUCAUAGAAUUGGUCAAGCCUGACCAAUUGGGUAAGGACAGUUUCCAAAAUGAAAUUGAUGUCGCAGCCUAUAUCCGAGCAUACUAUAUUGUGGCCGGUAAAAGAUUCAUUGAUAGUACCUGUAUCAGUAUUAACAACCGUUUAUUUCGCCGUGUCAAAGACAACAUCACAGACCUUCUCGAAACCAGGCUAGGUGUUAAUCAUCCUCAGAAUGGUAAGAGAAUUCUUCUGCAACUUUUGAAGGAUUGUGCUAACAAAAAUAAACAUAGGUCUCAACAGAUGCGUAGAACUUAUGGAAGAAAAUUCCGAAAUUGGUGUGAAACGUCGAAAGCUCCAAAAUGAAUUAAAGGAACUCGAAGCCUUUGAAAUCAAAUUUGAGCAGCUUAUCAAAGAUAGAGUCGGAGAUGAUGAGGAUUCCAGUACCACACCUGCAUUUGAGGAGGAAAAUCAUCGAUCUGAGAGUGAGGAUCCCGACCAAUUGGGAUACCGUCAACAAAGCCCAGUCUCAGAAUUUUUAAAACGUCGCCGCGGCAUGUACAGCUGUGACAAUGAGAUUAGUGAGGCUGAGAAUGGCGAUGGUUCACUAGCAGAUCUUGAGGCUUGAAAAAAUGCCACAAUUUCUGCCAUCACUUCAUUACCAGGUCGCAUCUGUUCUUCUUUAGCACCACAAUCACUUUCUUGUCAUAUUCUAACGACAUUUGACCUCACCCGCUGGUUAUACUAUGCAAGUUUACACACUCGCGCGAUUCACCUAUUCCCCUCUAGGCUUUUUUCACCACACAAAUCGCUUUCUACUUGCAACACCCUCUUCUUCUUCAAAUAAAUUGCCUCGACCGAUGUCACGCAACCUUUCAUUCCCAUCACAUCACAUCCUCAAAUUCUUCACCACCAAGCAAAGUACGAGUCCUCCAUUCACACCAACCCGAUGAUACAUACAUACACAUACACAUACACCUUUCCUCCCCUCUCCUUUCCUUUCAUUUUUCAGCUAUUUGUUUUAUUUUCUUUCCUCCUGUUUACCUUCUUCCAAGGUUAUUAUGUUACGUUAUUCAUGUUAUCAACUUCAUUAAUGAUAUUUCCGCAACAAAAGGAAAGCAAGCAAGCGAAGGAACCGAUCAAAAAGGUUUCAAAAUUGGAAAGAAUUAUAAAUGGGA
Molecule: messenger RNA, 3954 nt
Organism: Sclerotinia trifoliorum
Lineage: Eukaryota; Fungi; Ascomycota; Leotiomycetes; Helotiales; Sclerotiniaceae
Source: the annotation of a GenBank genome assembly